Molecule: messenger RNA, 1957 nt
Organism: Psammomys obesus (fat sand rat)
Lineage: Eukaryota; Metazoa; Chordata; Mammalia; Rodentia; Muridae
Gene: Tnfrsf25
Product: TNF receptor superfamily member 25
Exons: 9
Coding region: 435-1679 (414 amino acids)
Biological process (GO): signal transduction
Cellular component (GO): plasma membrane
Molecular function (GO): protein binding
Source: RefSeq, a predicted model, not a curated record
UGCUCGACCAGAGGUGCUGGAGCCAUGGAGCCAAGGCCGCGGGGCUGUGUGAUGGAGGUGAGUGGGGUCGCUCGAGGCCAGGAAACAGCCUGGAACUGCAGCCUUGCAGGGAGUGGGGGUGGGGUGCGCUCAACUCCGACCUCCCUGAGGGCUGGGUUGCCUCCAGCGACGACCUAGUUAGAGGGCGGGCGUGCCCUUCCGCUGAGAGGAAGCACAGGCUCCCGGGGAAAGAGGAGUCUGGGGGCCUCUACCUCUCAGAAGUCAUGGCUGGGGCCAAGGUGGCCCCAUCUCGCUGGGUGGAGGGGAAAUGGGCAGAGGGCUGGCAAGGGGCCCUCCUCUUUUGUUCAUAAGCUGGUCUGUAGACAGGGAGAAGGCCCAUGGGCACCCAGGAGCCUGAGCAAUAAAUCAGUCAGGCAAAUGCUCAGGCCUCAAGAAUGGAGGGGGAGCCGGGGAGGUUGCCUUCUGGGGCAGCCAGGCCGGGUUCAGCAGCACAUGCUCCCCAGGCUCUGUUUCUACUGCUGCUGCUGCUGCUGCUUGAUGGCCAGGGCCAGGGCAGCAUUCCUGGCAGGUGUGACUGUGCCGGUGAUUCACAGAAGAGGUAUGGGCCGUUUUGUUGCAGGGGCUGCCCAAUGGGACACUACAUGACGGCCCGCUGCUCAGAGCCCUGUGGCGACAACACCUGCCUUCCCUGCCCUCCUGGCACCUUCUUGGCCAGGGAAAACCACUCUAAGACGGACUGUACCCGCUGCCAAGUGUGUGAUGAAGAGGCCUUUCAAGUGACCCUGGAGAACUGUUCAGCGGUGUCAGACACCCACUGUGGCUGCGAGGCAGGCUGGUUUCCUGACUGCUCCACGGAGCCAUGUGUGGACACUUCACCUUUCUCUUGCAUCCCAUGCUCAGACUGUGAUACUACACCACCCCGGUCCUGUCCGUCCGGCUUCUAUGAACAUGGCAAUGGCUGCGUGUCCUGUCCCACGAGCUUCAGCAGCCCUUGUCCUGAGGCCUGCACUGCGGUCUGUGGCUGGAAGCACAUAUUUUGGGUCCAGGUGCUUCUAGGGGCCUUCUUUCUUGGGGCCACCCUGAUCUGUGCAUAUUGCCGAUGGCGGCCGUGUAAGCCUGCGGUUCCCGCAGACACAGCUGAGACGGAGACCCUGACCAUACCACAGACUCUUCAUCACUCAGCCUCAGACAGCGCCCACACCCUCCUGGCACCGGCGGGCAGUGCCGAGAAAGUCUGCACCACCAUCCAGUUGGUGGGCAACAGCUGGGCCAGUGGUUCCUCCCCGACCCAGGAGGUGGCCUGCCACCAGGCCUCAGAGUCCUGGGAUCAGCUGUCAAACACAACUCCCGGCCCUCCUCUGGCACCGCCGCUCUCGCCAGCGCCCCCCGCAGGCUCCCCGGCUGCCCUGCUCCAGCCCGGUCCCCAGCUCUAUGACGUGAUGGACGCCGUCCCAGCCCGAAGGUGGAAGGAGUUCAUGCGCACGCUGGGGCUGCGGGAGGCGGAAAUUGAGGCUGUGGAAGUGGAGAUCUGCCGCUUCCGAGACCAGCAGUAUGAGAUGCUGAAGCGCUGGCGCCAGCAGCAGCCGGCGGGCCUGGGUGCCAUCUAUGCAGCCCUGGAGCGCAUGGGGCUAGAAGGCUGUGCUGAGGACCUGCGGAGCCGCCUGCAGCGCGGCCCGUGAGUGAGGCCCACAGAACCACCGUGACAUCCCAGUGACCCUUGAAGGAGCCUUAAGUAUUGUUACUUAUGCGUGUAGACAUUUUAUGUCACUUACUAGGGCCCCCAUCCCCACCGGCACGGUCCUGCGUAGCAGGGCCGGCUGCCUCACCCCUGCUUACCUGCAGCUCGGAGCUCCGGCUAAGGGAAGCAUCAUGAGAAACACCAGAAGGGACCAAGUGAAUGGUUGCUCAGCUCUUAAUUAGCUUGAGUUUGGACUUGGUAUUAAAUAUCUUAAGAAAA